UGAACAAUGCCUGUAGCUAUGUAUUAUAUGCCAUAGUUUUUCUAAUUAGUUGAUGUUGAUGUUCAUAAAGGUUGGAUGAGAGGGUAUGGCCACUGUUGGCACUUGAAGGGCUCCAACCGUCCUUAAGAUAUAUAGGGUCUGAUUUGAAUAAGUCGAUGAUUUUUCAGUCCCUAAAUAGUAUAGUACAGUGUGUAAUUUUUCCUAUAUAAACUUCAGAUUGGGUCUCUUGUAAUGCAACAAACCCUUUCUAGAUAUUAAAGAAAGUAUAGAAAUGGAAGUGCAAAUAAUUUCUAAAGAAAUUAUCAAACCCUCUUCUUCAGCACCACAAAACCGAAAAACCUACAACCUCUCUCUUCUUGAUCAGUUAGCUCCUCCAGUUUACAUACCCAUCAUUCUUUUUUAUUCGCCAGCCUUUGAAAAUGGCUAUAAAAUAUCCGAUCACCUGAAGAAGUCCUUCUCGGAGACAUUAACCCACUUCUAUCCUCUGGCUGGAAGAAUAAAUGAUGAAUUUUCCAUCGACUGUAACGACGAUGGGGCCCCAUAUGUAGAAGCCCGUGUAAACGGAGACAUGUCUACUGUACUAAUUCAAGAACCUGAAAUACAUAAGCUAGAAAAGCUAUUACCAUGCAACCCGCAUGACUUAAGCUCUCAAGUGAUUCUUGCAGCUCAAAUAAACCACUUUGAUUGCGGUGGAAUUGCAAUUAGUGUUUGUAUUUGGCAUGCAAUUGCCGAUGCAUCAGCUAUGGCGUCUUUUAUCACUAGCUGGGCUACUAUUGCUUCUGGCUCGAAUUUUGAUAUUAAUGGCGUCAUCUUCGAUAGCACAUCGCUUUUCCCACCACAAGACAUGCGAGGCUUUUCGUUGCAUAAGUUUUUAAGUAAAGAAUUAUUAAGCAAAAUUGUGGUUAAAAGAUUUUUAUUUGAUAGUUGUAAUAUUUCAGCUUUAAGAGAAGAAGUAGGAAAUGGGCCGUGUUUGGAUCGUCCGACUAUGGUGGAGGCUGUGGCCGCUAUCAUUUGGGCGGCUGUGAUGGCCGGAAAUGAAGAAGAGCAUGUCGCAGCCAUUUCAGUAGGUUUGCGAAAAAGAAUCAUUCCAUUAAUCCCAGAACUAUCAAUUGGAAACAUAUUUCAAGUGGCAAUCGCAAAUUGUUCAAAGAAUGAGAAUGUUUUAGACUAUAAUGGAUUAGCAGGAAAUCUUCAUGAGUCAAUAGAGAGAAUGAAUAAUGAGUACGUGAGGAAGAUUCACGCAGGAGGUAGGUAUUUUGAGUUUAUGAAGAAAAAGAGUGAGGAGCUUGGAAAAAACCCUAACUUGAUGAAGGUGUUUGGUUUUAGCAGUUGGUGCAGGUUUCCAUUUUAUGAGGCUGAUUUUGGAUGGGGAAAGCCUAUUUGGGUUGGUACUGCCUUGAAGCUUUAUAAGGUUGCCAUUUUUAUUGAUACAAAAGAUGGUCAGGGUAUAGAAGCUUGGAUUGCUUUGCCGAAGGAAGAAAUGCUUAAGUUUGAAAAAAAUCCUGGUAUUUGUUCCUAUGCUUCUUUCAAGCCAAGCACUUAAUUAGCUCCAUUAACUGCAA
Molecule: messenger RNA, 1562 nt
Organism: Jatropha curcas
Lineage: Eukaryota; Viridiplantae; Streptophyta; Magnoliopsida; Malpighiales; Euphorbiaceae
Product: limonoid 1-O-acetyltransferse
Source: RefSeq, a predicted model, not a curated record